AUGUCACCCUCGCAGUGCGACUAUGAGGACCUCACACUGGGGCAAACUGUAUCGGUAGAGAAACCCUCUUCAUUGGGAUCUUUGUCAGAGUUCGAUCACGGGGAUCUUUCUGAAGAUCCGUCUGCAGUUGGCACCUCUUCGCAGAGAGAGGGAGUUAUUCCCCUCGAAGAAGCAGUAAUUACCACUGGAGCCGUAGGCCUCGAUCUAGAGCCAACAGAAGUAUCGAAAGGCAGAAGGAAAAACGGAGUAAGCAGCAAUACAAAGCGUGCCCGGGGUCGAGGCCCCUUCAUAUCAAUGCGCCUAUGUCUUCUUCUGGUUUAUAUGCUGAUUGUGCCUCUGAUGUUGGCGAAGCACCUAAGCACUGCUCAAGCACCAGGAAAGUUGGCGGAAUAUUACGCUCGAAACGAAAAUGAAGCAAAGGAGCGGCUGAAGCAGGCAAUGGAGUGGAGAGCCAAUGCGUUGGCUGAAUACGAGGCCCUUCUGGAAACACAAAAUCUUACGAAGGAAAAGGCAGUGGAGCUAAUUGGACGGGUAGCUAGCGAACAGUGUCUGUGGGAACAACGGGAAGCUGAGGUCAAGGCACUUCUGGGGGGAAGCGGGGGCCUACAGGACGCUGACACGCUCCAAACUUUGCUCUCCCAGUUGCAGGGGGAAUUGCGCUCUAGCAAAAAGAUCAUCGCGGUACAGAUGCAGUCGGCGGAUCCUGUGGAGGUCGUAGCCCCAAGUAGAGAGCACAAAUGGGAGUUUGGGGUCUUGCGCAAUAAGUUGGAGACACUCGAGGCUCAGCUGGAAGAGGCGGAGCUGCGCGAGGAUGUUCUACAGGAAUUCCCUGAAGCUGUAAGCGAUGAUUUCACCGAGCAGUUGGCACAUCUCAAGCAGAAACAGAGUCUCAAGGUGACGCUCUCUGAGUUGCAGGAGGAACUACCCUCUAGCAAAAAGAUCACCGAGGUACAGAUGCACUCGGCGGAUCCUGCGGAGGUCGUAGCCCCAAGCGGAGAGCACGAAAGGGAGUUUGGGGUCUUGCGCAAUAAGUUGGAGGCACUCGAGGCUCAGCGGGAAGAGGCGGAGCUGCGCAAGGAUGUUCUACAGGAAUUCCCUGAAGCUGUAAGCGAUGAUUUCACCGAGCAGUUGGCACAUCUCAAGCAGAAACAGAGUCUCAAGGUGACGCUCUCUGAGUUGCAGGAGGAACUACCCUCUAGCCAAAAGAUCACCGAGGUACAGAUGAACUCGGCGGAUCUUGUGGAGGUCAUGUCCCCAAGCAGAGAGCACGAAAGGGAGUUUGGGGUCUUGCGCAAUAAGUUGGAGACACUACAGGCUCAGCGGGAAGAGGCAGAGCUGCGCAAGAAUGUACUGAAGGACCUCGAGUUCCAUACACCUGUAAGCGAUCAGGAAUUCACAGAGCAGUUUGCACAGCUCAAGCAGAGAAAGGCAGAGUUGGAAAAACGGUCUGAAGGUUAUGCGUUGAGUAGACAGGCUCUGGAAGAGGCGUACGAGCUGCUUGACCGGUGGCAAAAGGAGAUGAGAAGUGCAGAGAAGCUGAUGGAGGAGUCACUAAAGAGUGCUGAAAGUCUGAAUCCCGAAAAACUGAAUGAGGAAUCGUCCAGGAGUGUUGAAAUUCUGUUCCCCGAGGAGUUGCGGCUCCUCGAGGCCCGGAGGAACGUGGAAAGUGCGCAAGAGGAACUAGCGAGUAUGUUCGCGGGGAUGGAACGGUUAUACCUGACGCCUCCCGAACUGGUCGUGGCGCGAAAUUUCCUGAGCCUUAUGAAGGCACAUGCCUUUCCAUCAAAUGAGAAAAAGCAAGAAAUUGCUUUGAGCAGUACAGAUGCAGAAGAACUACUAGAAGAUUAUUUUGAAGAGUGUUACGCUGCAAUGGAAGAGAGUGAAGAUUAUAUUUAUGUGGAUCUCUAUAGGAAUGGAGGUCAACAGACCCCACUACAGUUCAGGGAGGUCAAGCUAUUGGCAGCAAUGGAAGAGCAAACUGCAAGCAAGAAAGAGGUACAGGCGCUGCAGAGGAAAAUACCUAUGCGUAUGGCGCAUCUCCGCGCCUUUGCCUUAGCGACAAAGUCCCAUAUCCAGGACACUAUUGAUAAUCAUAAACGUCUGGCAAAUUUCGUUUUUUUCAAGAACCACAGUUUUGGUGAGGAAUUGUUCAGCAAACAGCAGAAAGGUGCGAGAAAAUCGCGAAAGCUAAGAUUCUGGUUAGAGCGUUGCACUCCCGCGGUGGACGAUUACACUACAGCCUUUACUCAGGCAUGUAACACGACUGAGCGCUUUCUGAGGGCUAAAACCCUGGCUUUGAAAGAUAUUGAAUGGCGCAUGAUGGUAGAGCAGUUGCAGUCUAAGCCAUUAGGACAACUGGUGAAAUGCAUAGCCGAAGGGGCGGAAUCUGAAGAAGUGAAAUCGUGGGUAGACGAGAGGUGGGAAGAGACUUCGAAGGACAAGGAGGAACUGAAAGCAAAAUUGGAUAAUGCAAAGAAUACACUUGAGGCGUUGAGAGAUAGGGUUUUGCUCUUUUCCAAUCGUCGCCAAUGGACGGAGUCGUUCCCCCAACAUGAGGUCGCUGCUCUACUUAAGAUUGUAAAGGCAGAGUCUUGGAUCCGGCACGCCGAGUUCCUCCUGACACGCCUUCAGGAUACUGACAGGGUCGAGUUGACACAGUCAUGUCUCCGAAUGUUUUCCGAGGCGGCUUCAACCGCCAUCCAAAGAGUUCAACAGUAUGGCUCUGACUCAGCGAACCUUAAGUCUAUCUCUGACAUACAUUACUCCGUCCUCAAAGAGGAUAAAACAAGCGUGCAAGCGAUGUUCGUUGAUGCAGAGAAUCUUAAAUUUUUGUCUCAUGUGCGUAAAACUCCUCUUCCCACGGUGUCCCUCCCUCAAGCACUGCCUUCAAGCCUCAUCAAAUUUCUUCAUGAAAAUGUCUUGCAGCUGCGGAAAUUGAAGAAAAAGUAG
Cyclospora cayetanensis is the source of this 2949-nucleotide messenger RNA. RefSeq names its product polyamine-modulated factor 1-binding protein 1. The transcript has a single exon. NCBI's taxonomy places the organism in Eukaryota, Apicomplexa, Conoidasida, Eucoccidiorida, Eimeriidae. The record is from RefSeq and is a predicted model, not a curated record. The coding region runs from base 1 to 2949 and encodes 982 amino acids.